Messenger RNA from Otolemur garnettii (small-eared galago), 1980 nucleotides. It is a transcript of the gene RINL, whose product is annotated as Ras and Rab interactor like. Gene Ontology annotation, cellular component: endocytic vesicle; cytosol. Gene Ontology annotation, molecular function: small GTPase binding; guanyl-nucleotide exchange factor activity. The coding region runs from base 1 to 1695 and encodes 564 amino acids. Gene Ontology annotation, biological process: vesicle-mediated transport. The record is from RefSeq and is a predicted model, not a curated record. The transcript has 11 exons. Lineage: Eukaryota; Metazoa; Chordata; Mammalia; Primates; Galagidae.
AUGGCCCAGCCAGAAGACAAGGCCUCUGCAGACCCCUCCAAGGAGGAGAGGCUGCUCCCAUCUCAGGUCAAUGGAGCAGGUGAGAUUCCGCUAGGAAUCCUUAACACCCCAGAGCCACUUCUUCGUCUGCAGAGGACAUGGGGAGUAUGGCAGGUCCCAGAGCUGGGUGCCCAGAAUGCAGAGGCCCUUGUGAAGCUGUGGCCCCCAGGGAGUUUCCUGGUCACAGGACAUGACCGCAGCCAGGUCCUGGUGUUGAGGACAGGACCUCUGCCACGGGAAGUCAACAGCUACCAGAUCCACAAGUUUCCUGGAGGUGUAUCCCUGAAAUCUUCCAACCUAUGUAUGCCAGACCUGCCCCAUCUCCUGGCCUUCCUAUCUGCCAGCAGGGAUGUUCUGCCCAGAACACUGCUCUUGCCUCCUCCCACCCUGGGGCCUAGAGAUGAACACACAGAUUCUCUGCAGAUUGGGAGGGUCCAACCUGAUAGCUCAAAGAGGGUGCUUUCCGUGGUGAACCAGCUCUACCUGGAGACCCACAGAGCCUGGGGCAUGGAACAGACCUCCCAAGAAAUGGAGCCAGAGACUGCCCAGAGAUAUGAUACAGCCCCCAGGAACACUACCCCUCACAGUGUCCCUUGGGUGGAAGGCCCGCUCAGCCCAGAAGUACACCACCCUGGGCCGCUUCUGGCCAGCCUGGUGGAAGAGGAUGAGGAUGAUGAGGACAAUCAGCACUAUAAAGAUGAAGACGAAGGCCCUGACGACAUGUUGACCGUUCACAUCCGAGCUCUGGCCAGGGCCCGGAGCAGCUACGUGGCCCGGCAGUACCGAAGCUUUCGGGCACGCCUCACCUCAGUUUCCAGUGGUCCCCACAGGCCUGGGGACCCAGCCACCGAGUUGCUUCAGGAUGUGCGGCACCUCCUUAUUGACCUCCAGGAUCACUUGGCAAAGGACCCCACCGUCAGGGCUGUCUUUGGGAGCCAGAGGCCAGGAGUGCCCCAGAAGGAGGGGGAGCUUGGCCCCGCGGUGGAGGCAGCUGUGUGCCGGGCAGUGCUGGCGCCACUGAAGCCUGCUCUGUGGACGCGACUCCGUACACUCCGUGCCCGGGAGCUGCGGCAACUGCGACGAAGACAAAUAGCCCUGCGGGCUGGGGCGGGGCCUCCGGGAGCCCGGGAGGCGGGGCCUGAGAGGCAGAGCCCCGUCCCCUCCCCGCGUAGCCGCAUCCACUCCCGCCUGGAGCACCUCCACGCAGCCUGCGCCCCGCGCCGCAAGGUGGCUCUCCUGCUGGCGGUGUGCAGUGACGUCUACACGGGCCUGGCUAGUGGUGAAAACACGGAACCCCUGGGAGCCGACGCCUUCCUGCCGGCACUGACGGAGGAACUGAUCUGGAGUCCUCACAUUGGGGAGACACAGCUGGACGUGGAGUUUCUUAUGGAGCUCUUGGAUCCGGACGAGCUACGGGGAGAGGCCGGGUACUACCUGACCACGUGUUUUGGGGCGCUGCACCACAUUGCCCACUACCAGCCCGACGUGGGCCGCGCGCCACAGGGGCUCAGCUCUGAGGCCCGCGCCUCCCUGCGCCAGUGGCAUCGUAGGCGGACGCUGCACAGACCUGACCAUCCGGGUCCCGGAGCCCAGGCUGAUCUGCCCUUCGAAGAGACGUGGCCAGUGGGGACUGUGUCAGAACUCAGUGAUGAAUAGGGGCCUCAAACCCCGGGCUUCUCAAACUAGAGGUGGGAGGUACCUGGGACCACAUCUGCAGGCCCAGGGUGUCAGGAGGGUCAGAGUUGGAGAAAGGAUGAUGAUGCAGGCAGAGGUGGGAGUGGCAUGGCCACAACCAAGAGAUGCAGACACCCAGGCUGAAAAAGACAAGGAAGAGAUUGUCCCCUGGAGCCCCCAGAAAGAACUCAGCUUUUGAUUUUAGACCCUUAAGACUCAUUUUGGACUUCUGACCUCCAGACUGUAAGAUAAUAAAUUUGUGUUUUU